Molecule: messenger RNA, 1329 nt
Organism: Dovyalis caffra
Lineage: Eukaryota; Viridiplantae; Streptophyta; Magnoliopsida; Malpighiales; Salicaceae
Source: the annotation of a GenBank genome assembly
AUGACUGCAAUGGAAAUCGACACAGAGAAAAAUCUGCAGAGAAAGCAAUCUACUUACCAAUCCCUGGAUGAGACAUUUGAGAUUCAAAAUGAGACCUAUAGAGGUCAGCAAUACAGUCAAAUAUACUUUGUUCGUCUUCACAUAAUGAGAACUAUGCUUUACUCUCUUGUUACCCAUUGGAAACCCCAUAUCCCAGUUUGUACGAUUUUGGGAUUGGAAGAAGGCAAGGAAUGCAUAAUUGUCGGAACCCUGUACAAGCACAUGAAACUUAAACCAUGCAUUCUUGAUGAAUACUCUAAGGAGAGAUCUGCAGUGCCUCUUGUCAAGCUUCAUAACUUUAUGCAUCCGGAUGAUCAUUUGGUUUUGGAAGAUGAAAGUGGAAGAGUUAAGCUUGGCGGCACCAUGCUUUCACCUUCAGCAUAUGUCACUGGUGUUGUUGUUGCUUUGCAUGGAAAGGAAACUAGCGCCGGCGACUUUUUGGUUCUAGAUGUCCUUGAAGCUGGUUUAGCACCACAGAUAGAUCGCCAACUGAAAUCAAAAGAAGACAGGUAUGUCGUCUUUGUGUCAGGGGUGAAUGUUGGGAGCAGCACAUCAAACCCUCUCCAAUUUCAGCUUCUUGUGGAUCAUAUAACAGGACAUCUGGGAGAUGAAAAGGAACAGGGUAUUGCGGCAGAGAUAGUUCAUGUUGUGAUUGCAGGUAAUUCAGUGGAAAUUCCCCCUGGUCUUCUAAAUGGACAGAAUUUAGCUUCAAAGGAUCAAUCUAGGCUUUCUGAGCCAGUUCAAGAGCUGGAUAUCUUGUUGACUCAGAUUGCUGCAGGCGUGUCUGUGGAUAUCAUGCCAGGAUCCAGUGAUCCAGCAAACUUUUCUUUACCUCAACAGCCAUUGAGCAGAUGGCUUUUCCCUGGAUCCAGAGUAUAUAACACUUUUAGGUCGUGUACCAAUCCUCAUUGUUUUGAGCUUGAUGGUGUCAGGUUUCUUGGAACAUCAGGUCAGAACAUUGAUGAUCUUAAAAAGUAUUCAGAGGCAAGGGAUGAGCUUGAAUUUAUGGAAAGAACAUUAAAGUGGAGGCAUUUGGCCCCAACAACACCUAACACACUCGGGUGUUAUCCUUUCACUGAUAGGGAUCCUUUCCUGAUUGAGAGCUGUCCUCAUGUUUACUUUGUUGGUAACCAAGAUAAAUAUGGAACACGCAUUUUAAAGGGUUCAGAGGGGCAGUUGGUGAGACUUAUUUCCAUUCCUAAAUUCUGUGAUACUGGAAUUGCAGUUGUGCUUAACCUGAGAAAUCUGGAAUGCCACACUCUCAGUUUUGGUACUCAAAUCAGCGCAUAA